CGAAGCGUCAAGGAGAGUGUUAAACAAAUUUUUUCUUUGUGUUUUUUCCCGAAAAAACUCCCAAAAAGGCCCAAAUAUUUUAUUUUUUUUAUUUAAUGUUAGUGUUCUCCUAGUGAAAAUGAUGUGCUUAUCGGAACAUUCUGAACAGUAGCAUUCGUGGUUUGUGUGUUUUCGACAUUUUUCCGAAGUAGCACAAAAGUGGACUAGCCCGACCUUUUGGAAAUCGUCCUUGAUAGUGAAUUUCGCGGAAAACUCUGCUAAGUUUAAAAACUGUCGUACACAGGACGCUAUUUUCUUUUUAUUUUUUACAAUUACUGUAAUGUGCCCAAACCACUACGACAAAAAUUCCGUCAACUCUUUGCUGUCCCAGAAUAAUUUGAUCAAUUCCAAAAGAAAAGGUAUCUUCAUACACCCGACAGCAAUGUUUAAAAACUUUUUUAAUAGUGCUUACACAAAUCCGUGUAGUCGUUAAGGUUCUUCGCCAGUAAUUAGGGUUUUAAGGGUGAAUUUUGUUUCAAAUAAAAUUGUGAUAUUAAUACGUUAUUAUUGGUAAUAUAUCCGGCGAAACAAUGAAAUUGCUGGAGAGUACAACGUUUGAAGUGAUAAACAAUGCUUUGCAAAUACAAACAGGAGACAGUAAAAUUGUAGGUCGCAUCGAGAGUUAUUCUUGUAAGAUGGCCGGAGGGGACAAGGCCCUAUAUAAAAGAUUUAAUGCUGAAGGAAUCAACCCAAAUGAUUUACAAGCCUUGUCGCCUCCUCAGACAGUAACAGAAUAUAGCAGAAGCAUUUCUGGAGAUGAGGAUGGUCCACUGUGCGAUACAAUCAGUCGAAAGACUUUGUUCAAUUUAAUUGCUACAUUGAAUUCUUCAUUUCCAGACUAUGAUUUCAUGGAUGUAAAGAGCCACGAAUUCAGCAAAGAACCCUCCCUCCAAUGGGUAACCAACGCUAUCGACUCCAAUCUGACAGCGACAGCGGGAGACAUUUAUCGAUCGCUCCGUCCAGCCCUAUGGUCCGCUAUCGACAAUGAAAUCUCUUUGGAGAACUGCGACAUCUACUCGUACAAUCCGGACCUGGCCUCCGACCCUUUCGGCGAAGACGGGUGCCUCUGGAGCUUUAACUAUUUCCUGUACAACAAGAAACUGAAAAGGAUCGUUUUUUUCACGUGCAGGGCUAGCAAUCCAAGCUACGCCAUAGAUUCUGGUUUCGGAAGCGAUUUUGUAAUGGAUGAGGAUGAAGCUUAAUUUUUAAAUAAUCACAAACACAGUUCGUACCUAAUAGUAGUGGUUCUUUCAAAGAACAUUGAAAAAUUUGCUUGGUUUUCACUCCUAGUCGUACAAAAAUUCAAUGCUUUAAUUACUUUAUAUUUUAGUUGAUAGAUUUAUAACACCUGCUGUGAUACAGAGAAUGUUUUGAAUCUAUUAUAUUAUGAUACAUAACUCAUUAAAUUAGAAAAUUUCAGAUUAUACAUAUAUCAUAAAAAUUAUUUAAUAAAAAUUACACAAAACACACAUAUAAUAAAGUGUAAAAAUCAUACCAAAUAAACUUUUAGUCACGUGAUUAAGCUUGGCCGGCACAGCGUUGCCCAGUUUUACAUAUUUU
Sitophilus oryzae (rice weevil) is the source of this 1599-nucleotide messenger RNA. It is a transcript of the gene Maf1, whose product is annotated as repressor of RNA polymerase III transcription MAF1 homolog. The record is from RefSeq and is a predicted model, not a curated record. Lineage: Eukaryota; Metazoa; Arthropoda; Insecta; Coleoptera; Curculionidae. Gene Ontology annotation, biological process: negative regulation of transcription by RNA polymerase III. Bases 570 to 1241 code for a protein of 223 amino acids. The transcript is spliced from 4 exons. Gene Ontology annotation, cellular component: nucleus. Gene Ontology annotation, molecular function: RNA polymerase III core binding.